This is a messenger RNA of Thecamonas trahens ATCC 50062, 2907 nucleotides long. RefSeq lists its product as uncharacterized. Gene Ontology annotation, molecular function: metal ion binding. NCBI's taxonomy places the organism in Eukaryota, Apusomonadida, Apusomonadidae. The record is from RefSeq and is a predicted model, not a curated record. Bases 1 to 2907 code for a protein of 968 amino acids. The transcript is spliced from 2 exons.
AUGGCUGCGGCUGCCAUCCGCAAGAGGAGCUCACAUAUGCGUCCCAUGGCUCGGUCGAGGGCCCCGCCGGAUCCAAAGCUCGAAGCCCACCGCAAGCGCCGUGCCGUCGAGGUCAAGGUCUUUGCCCUCCGUCGCGAGAUGCGUGCCCGCGGCGAGCCCGAGGCCGAGAUCGAGGCUGCUAUCGCUCACUUUCGUGCAAAGCUCGCUGCUGAGUUCGCCGAGAAGGAAAAGGCCGCAGUCGAGGCCGAGAUCGAGCGUGAGCGCAAGGCAAAGGAGGAGGCCGAGGAGCUGCAGACAGAGGCCGCAGAGCGCGAACGGGUCGCUGCCCUCCGCAAGGCCAUCUUUGAAAAGCGCAAGGCCAAGAAGGCUGCAGCGCUGGCCGCAGCUGCCCGCGGCAGCGCUGCUUCAGCCUCGCCGUCCCGCUCACGCUCACGCUCCCGCUCGCGCGAGCGCAACCACAAGACUCCUCCCCACUCCCGCUCCUCUCGCUCGUCACAGCGGAGCCGGCGUUCCCGGCGGCGGCGUCGCUCGCCGUCGUACUCGUACUCGGCAUCAGGCUCGGCCUCGGCCUCUUACCCCUACUCGUACUCGGGCUCAGCCUCGGGAUCGUACUCGGGCUCGGGCUCGGGCUCGGGCUCUGGCAAGCGCACGCGUUCGCGCAAGAGCAAGGGCAAGGGCAGGAGCAUCAAGCGCUCCGCUUCGGCCAAGCGCACAACUCGUGCCGCCGAUUCGGCCCAGCUGGCCGACGAGGUGGCGCUGGCGGCGACAGCUCUGGUCGAGUCCUCGGUCGAUGGCACCAUCUUUGACUACUCGCCAGAGCUCAAGUUCCUGUGUAAAGUCGUGGAAGAUGCGCUUGCUUUUGGCUUGGCGGGCAAGGCCCGGCUCUUUGGCUCCAAUCGCCGCCACUUUUGGUACAUGCUCGACGAGACCGGACGGAAGGCCGGCGGUGCUCUCAAGGAUGCUGCUGUGGCGGCCGCGGGCGAACCGUCAGUCCGGUCGCCUGCUGGAAAAGGUCGAGUGUGGAUCCGGAACGCAUUGGCCGGCAAGCAGCUCGCCAUCUUUCUGCACGCGCUCUGGAUCGAGCACCAUAUGGACAUGUACGACUUCUACGACUCAUUUGCCCUCGCCGUCAACAGGGACCUUGCCGAGGCCAUCCUCGAAGCGCUGGUCCCGCUCGCAUCCGUCGACUUUGAACUAGUUGCCAGCAACGUGAGCCUGGAUGACUCGUGGGAGCCGCUCGUCGAGGUGCCCAAGUGGCGCCGUCGCGCCGCCACCGUCGACGCCCGCCCGCCGACGCGCCCUGCCCGCGCUGCGCCCGAUGAGCCAUCCGCCGAGGCAAGCCAUCCGCCGCCGCAAACGCCAUUCCGUAAGCGCAGCGCGUCCGCGGUCGAUCCCGGCGACUGGAAGACCAAGCACGAGCGGCUUCGCGCAAAGAUGGACGUGCUCCAGUCGAUGCACGCUGCCGACUAUGCACACUUGCAGGACCGCUACAAGUCGCUGCAGCGCGACUUUGACGAGGCAUGUCUCGAGCUCGCUCAACUGCGACAGGCACUUCGCGACAAGCGCCCCGCCCCGCUGGCUGCAUCCGACGUCAGCGGGGAGCGUACUGCCGCCUCCGCUCUCCAGACUGAGCUCGACAACGCCGUCGCUGCCGCUGCUGCCCGCGAGGCCGAGCUGGUGGCGGCGCUCGAGGCAAAGUCCGCCGAGCUUGACGCUGCACGAGCAGCACAUGCCGAGCUCGCAGCAAAUGACGCCAAGGCGCGAAAUAAGAAUGAGCAGAUGCAGAUCGUGCUGCGCGAGACCAAGGCCCAGCUUCAGAAGCUUGCCGAGGACCACCACGCGCUCUCGUCGCUUCACUCGCAUCUUGGCACCAUUCACCGCAAGACGCUUGCAGAGCUCGCCGAGGCGCAGAGCGCAGGCCCGACGCCCGAGGUUGCAAACCGUCUUGCGGCGCUCGAGUCGCAGCUGGACGACGCUCGGGCCGCGGCUGCCGCCGCCACUGCUGAGCGCGACUCGGCGCAUGCGGAGCAUGUCGAGCUGAUUCUGGCCCACGAGGAGGCGCAGCGAGAGAUCGAGGCGCUCAAGCGAGCCGCCGAAGCGGGCACAGCCGCGGCGGCGGCUUCUCGUGCGGCGGCGAUGGCACGGGCCGAGGCCGAAAAGACCGCGGCCGCGCGGAUUGCUCAGCUGGAGGAGGCGGUGGCUGCGGGUGAAGCCGCUGCAGCGGCUGCUGCCGCAGAACGCGAUGCGCUGGUCACCCGGCUCGCCUCGCUUGAAGCCGAGAUGCAGUGCGCCGCUGAGGCGUCCCGCUCGGCACUCGAGUUGCAGUCGCAGUCACGAAUGGAGGCCGAGGCGCAGGCACGCGAGGCCACAGCCAAACUACAGAAGACAGCAUCGGCGCUUGCCGCGUGCGAGGCCAAAGCAAGCACGCGUGCGAGCCAGAUUGACGAGCUGCAGCGUGCGCGGUCUGCAGCUGAAGAAUCUGCUGCGCAGGCAAGCGAGGAGGCGGCCGUUGCCCACGAAGCGGCUCAGGCGAUGACGCAAUCGGUCUCGGACCUUGUCACGCUCAACACCGAGCUCGAGGGCCAGGUUAGCAUGCUGACGGCACAAGUCGCCGAUCUCGAGCAGCGAUGGACGGUGGCCGGUAAGAACGAGAAGGAGGCGAGCGCUUGCUGCGGCUGCGGCGAUGACUUUACCUUUUUCAACCGCAAGCACCACUGUCGGCGGUGCGGGCUGAUCUUCUGCAACGACUGCACCCUCCACCGCGCCACGCUCAAGGCCGCCUGCAAGCCAGUCCGAGUCUGCACUCACUGCCACGCGGCAGUCCGCAUCGACACCGGCGACGCGAAUGGCGACCCGAUUGUCGCCACCGACCUCUCGCCGUCGCCAUCGCCACGGGCUCAGCCGUAA